Messenger RNA from Talaromyces stipitatus ATCC 10500, 921 nucleotides. RefSeq lists its product as uncharacterized. The transcript is spliced from 3 exons. The record is from RefSeq and is a predicted model, not a curated record. Lineage: Eukaryota; Fungi; Ascomycota; Eurotiomycetes; Eurotiales; Trichocomaceae. Gene Ontology annotation, molecular function: oxidoreductase activity. Bases 1 to 921 code for a protein of 306 amino acids.
AUGGCUCCUCCACUUCGAAAUGUUGUCCUCAUCGGAGCAUCCGGUGACAUUGGCCGAAUAAUCCUCGACUCCCUUGUUGAAUCCGGACUAUUCAGCAUCACCGUCCUCACACUAGGCUUGAAAAAUGCCACAUUCCCUCCAACCGUUAAUGUUCGCAAGAGUGAUCUUUCAGACAGUGAGCUCGAAUCCGCUUUUAGGGGUCAAGAUGUCGUUAUUUCUGUGGUGGGCAUGUCGGCGUUGCUGGACCAGAAGAGAUACAUUGAUAUAGCCGUACGAGUUGGAGUGAAGCAUUUUCUUCCGUCUGAAUUUGGUGCAAAUGCGUCGAAUGAUGUUGUUCUUGAAUUACUUUCUAUUUUUCAAGGAAAGAGAGAAGUGCAGGAGUAUCUGAAAACGAAAGAGUCGAAGAAUUUCAGGUGGACGGCACUUGGGACAUCGAUUCUACUCGAUUGGUCACUUGCGAACGGAAUCUGCGGAUACGACAUCGACUCCCGUACAGCUACGAUAUGGGACGACGGCAACAAACCCUUCGCCAUGAUCACAGCCAAACAAAUGGGACAAGCAGUGAUUUCCGUCCUUCGACAUCCAGAUAGGGCUGCUAACCAGUAUCUUCUCGUCGCUUCGGUAGUUACAACACAGAACGAGAUUCUCUCCUCUUUGGAAAGAGCGACGGCUAGCAAGUGGACGGUCAUAUAUACAAGUACAGAAGAGAAAUUGCGUGAAGCCACCGACAGGAUCAACAAAGGCGACUUUGGUGGUUUUUAUACCAUGGGAACAGCUAGCAUGUACGCGGUCAAAGAGGGGUUAGGAUCUGAUUACACAAAGGAGGAGAAGUUUGCCAAUGGCUUGUUGGAAUUGAAGAUGGAGAGAUUGGAGGAUAUUGUCAAUGAGGCGGUACGCUUGAAAAUGAUCAAGCAAGAAUAA